CUUACCAAAAUGCAGAUUCUCUCCUCAGUGUAGCAAAGUAACAUAUAUGAUAAAGAAGUCCUCCAAUAAUCCACUAGCAAGAGACACUUUCAUUUGUUCCGUUUGAAUGACCACAACUUUCUCUGCAGAACAUUGAGUACCUAUUCCACAGCUAGAUCCAAUAAAUGAGUGUCUGAGCUUAGCUGAAUACAAUGUUGAGCAAAUUUCUCAGUUCAAAGAUCAGCAUAACUUGGAUGAAGUAUGGAAUGGACUUCUUCCAGAUCUGGAUGGAUUUAAGGAAGCAUGUUCGGAGCUCAGAGAAAGAUUCAAGCAGGUUAUCAAACAAAACCAAUGGUGGAAUCUUGUGCACCUCCACUCAGAUGCUCGAAUGUUUCUUAACCGCAUCUUUGACUCAGACAUUAUGAAAUAUUACAACCGACAAUUCCAGUCCAGGUCUUUCCAUGACUCUAAAAGAGGGUCUAGUCUUCGAGAAGGAGACACUCAGAUCUUCCUAAGAGCCAAAGUUGCAGAGCUAAAGAAGAAUCAAAUCUCUCUGCAGAAGAAACUUGACAAAUCAACUCAGGAGGCUGAAAGAAGAACUGCCCAGGUUAAGACAUUACUACAAGAAAAGGUUAAACUGGAUCAGGAAUUCAGAGAUCUUAAAAUAUCUACUGAACAAAAGAUAAUAGAUUCCCAAGCUAAAAUUCAGGAGCUUGGUAAAAUGAUAGAGACUAAAAAUAACGAAAAUUCUCAGCAAACUGCUCAACUUGAAGAACUCAAGAACCAAAUUUCUUUUCUGGAAAUGACUCUUGAAGACUCAACUAGCACUAUCACACAUGCUGAACUGAAAGAAAUCCACAAUUUAAUCACAAGCUCAUCUUUCAUCUUCAACAGAUCGUCUGACCUGAUUCUUAAAUUAAACAAAUGGUCUGAUCAAACUCUUCUCAAAGCUCUGCAGCUUCGAACUCUUCCUUCUUUGAACCAACUCUACAUAGAUUAUAUCGGCUCCUUUGAUAAUCCUUCCGUCAUUUCCAAGUUCCUUAUAAAUGCUGUACGACCAUAUAUUAGUUCUCUCAGAGAGUUUGUGGUUAUCAAUAGGAAAAUGCCUUGUAUUCAUGCAAGUAGUUUUAUCAGAGGUUUUAAGAAUAUUUUUGAACAAACCUCUAAUUUUAUUGGAUUGUACAGGUUCAAGAUAUCAAAGGAAGAGUUUGAGGCCUUAGUUAUAGCAGGCAGACAUUGCAAGGAAGUAAAGUUUAAUAAAUGUGAGAUAGUCACGGAUGAACAGGUUGAAUUUGGAGACGAACUGGGAGAUUCAAGUUUUAUAAAAAUUGAUUUUUAUAAAUGUGGAGGAAGUGCAUAUAGUAAAUGGAAGGAUAAUGGGUUUAAGAGGCUUCAUAAUAUUGUGAAAGGACUAGCUAAGGUUUCUCAAUUAAAGGAAAGAAAAAUUCUAUUGGGUCUCUCUGAAUGCGACCUCACUAAAGACGAAGCUCAGACAAUUCUCAUCGAAAAUGGAUUUACUGCAGCGACUAUCCAAGGGAUUUAGACUAAAUUUAUUUAUGAAGGAUUGCU
This is a messenger RNA of Moneuplotes crassus, 1548 nucleotides long. Lineage: Eukaryota; Ciliophora; Spirotrichea; Euplotida; Euplotidae. The record is from the annotation of a GenBank genome assembly.